Messenger RNA from Rubroshorea leprosula, 761 nucleotides. The record is from the annotation of a GenBank genome assembly. NCBI's taxonomy places the organism in Eukaryota, Viridiplantae, Streptophyta, Magnoliopsida, Malvales, Dipterocarpaceae.
CAGAGAAAGCUUUAAUUUCCAGAGAAAAGGAGCCGUUUCUAAAUCAGAAAACAAGGACGAUGGCGGAUCAGCUGACCGACGACCAGAUCUCUGAGUUCAAAGAAGCCUUCAGCUUGUUCGACAAGGACGGCGACGGUUGCAUUACCACCAAGGAGCUUGGAACGGUAAUGCGGUCGCUAGGACAGAACCCUACGGAGGCAGAGCUGCAGGACAUGAUCAAUGAAGUGGAUGCUGAUGGAAAUGGGACCAUUGACUUCCCUGAGUUUUUAAACCUAAUGGCUAGGAAAAUGAAGGAUACAGACUCUGAGGAGGAGCUGAAGGAGGCAUUCCGAGUGUUUGACAAGGACCAAAAUGGUUUCAUCUCAGCUGCUGAGCUUCGCCACGUCAUGACAAACCUUGGGGAGAAGCUCACUGAUGAAGAAGUGGAUGAGAUGAUCAGGGAGGCUGAUGUGGAUGGAGAUGGGCAGAUAAACUAUGAGGAGUUUGUGAAGGUUAUGAUGGCUAAGUAAAAUGAUCUUGUGACACCCUCUUCACAAAUUCUAUUGGAUGGUUUUGAAUUGAAGUCUUAAAUGAUGGGCAGUUGUCUGUAAUGGGGUGGUGGGAUGUUUAUCAAGCUCUUUUAUGUGUUUUUAUGACUAUCUUGACUUAAGUUUAUAAUGUUACUCUUUCUGGUCUCUUGUGAGCAUAAAUGGACAACUCAUUUUCUUAAUACAAUAUUGUCUAUUUUCAGCUACUGUGCAUAACAAAUCUGUGUUUGAUAU